Molecule: messenger RNA, 3232 nt
Organism: Haliotis rubra (blacklip abalone)
Lineage: Eukaryota; Metazoa; Mollusca; Gastropoda; Lepetellida; Haliotidae
Product: parathyroid hormone/parathyroid hormone-related peptide receptor-like
Exons: 13
Coding region: 132-1781 (549 amino acids)
Biological process (GO): cell surface receptor signaling pathway; adenylate cyclase-modulating G protein-coupled receptor signaling pathway
Cellular component (GO): plasma membrane
Molecular function (GO): peptide hormone binding; G protein-coupled peptide receptor activity
Source: RefSeq, a predicted model, not a curated record
CACUGUGUCUGAAAUCAUAGAGGUAAAGAAGAUAGAGACACACAUGAUGAAAGACGUAGGAUGUUGUCGACAAGUAAUUGAAAGUUGAUAGCCUCAUUAGAUGUUGUUACGAGAACCUUGGAUCAGUCUAGAUGAUCACUGUGUCUGUCCACGAGGAAGACUGCAAGAGAUGCCCCUAUGAAAGGAUAUGCAUUAUGUGUUUUACCAUAAGUCUCGGAGUUACGCUAGUAUUCGUGGUUCCAUCUCUCACCGUGCUGCAGAGCAAGGAUGCUGGUCAGGUGGUGUCCGUCAUGUCGGAGACGGAGCAGAGAAAGCUCCUGCUGCGAGCCAAGGUCCGAUGUUACAGGAAGAUGGUUCGUGUCUUCAAUACAUCCAGCCAUGACCCCGCGGACGGCCCUACCCCCUGUGUGGUGGCCUGGGACGACUUACUGUGCUGGGAUGAGACACCCCCGGGAACUAUGGCCCAACAGCACUGCCCGGAUUAUGUCAAUGGUUUCAACAAAAAUGAGUUUGCGAGACGGUACUGUGAUGCGAACGGGUCUUGGUGGAUCAACCCCGCCAACAACUAUUCCUGGACCAACUUCAGUGCCUGCGAGAAGCCCCCCAUUGACCUCCGAUAUCAUGCCGACAUAGCCAACAAGCUGCGACUGUUGUACACAGUGGGAUAUAGUGUGUCUCUGUCUGCUCUCGUCGUCGCCGUCAUCAUCAUGCUAUGCUGCAGGCGAUUAAAAAGUAAAAGCAACAUUCUUCACAUCAACCUCUUCAUUGCCUUCAUCCUGAGGGCAUCCGUCUCCUUCCUCAAGGAUCUGUUGUUUAAAGGAGUUGGUCUGGACAUGGAUGUCAGACUCAAGUCAGACGGGACGUACGAGUUCCUGGAAGGCUCACACUGGCAGUGUAAGCUGUUGUUCUGUCUCUUCAACUACACCAUCACCGCCAGUAUCAUAUGGAUCUUCAUAGAAGGCCUGUAUCUCCACAUGCUCAUAUACAGGACGUUGUCUACAGAGCGGAACGGCGUGUCGUACUAUAUAGUGCUGGGCUGGGUUUUACCUCUGGUGUUCUUAAUACCCUGGAUUGUCGUCAAAGCAUUGCUAGAAAAUACAUUCUGCUGGAACAUACAGGCACGGCCAGAGUUUCUGUGGAUACUGAAGGGUCCAGGAAUAGCGGUGGUGUUAAUUAACUUUUUCUUCUUCCUGGACAUAUUCCGUAUAUUGUUCCUACGAGUGAGGGCGAACCAGCGGCAUUUAGGAAAAACCAAGUACAAGAAGCUGGCUAAGUUCAUCCUGGUCCUCAUCCCGUUGUUCGGCUUGAUGUACGUUAUACUCAUCGUCGCCUUUCCUGCUGAGUUCACACAGGAGGAUUACAACGUGUUUUAUCUGUACAUAGAAAUGGGCUACAACUCAUUUCAGGGGUUUCUUCUUGCCUUGCUGUUCUGCUUUUUGAAUGAAGAGGUCCACGCCGAGAUUAAAAAGAUGUGGUACCGCCACAAAUCCAGACGAGCAGACGAUGCCGCAUUUACAAGAUCCUUGGGUGCAUCGUCAUGGAGGAAGUCCUCUGGAAGCAAGUCUUCUCCUGCUUCAGAACGCCGCCAGGGAGAGUGUGGCAGGCUCAAACUUGGCCCAACGUCCUCAUGUGAACAUGACAAAUCAGAUCAUCUGCUGAAAAAAGCAUUAAUUGCAAAUGCAAAGCGCAUUCUUUCUGAACAAAACACUGAAUGUAGCUCUCUUGAAGUCUCUGUGCCAUCAAGGGACGUAACUGCUACCAAUUGCGCAGAGAAUGUGUGACAGAAUGUUUGUAGUUAUUGGGUACAAAAUUUAUCCAAUUGAAAUUCACUAAUUCUGUGACUGAAUUCCUAUGGGAUCAUGUUUGUAUGGGAUGAUAUAAGGAUGUAUUUAAUGGAACCGCCAGGGGAUUGUCAUGUUAUGUUUCUGGAUGUUCCUGUGAUUGGCAUGUGGCUUUACUCCAUCGCGGAAUGUAACAUACAAAUAUACAGGCAAGGCCUUGACAUAUAAGACGUUAUGCUAUGACGAAUGCACAAUGCCUUUUAGAAUGUGGUCAGAUACAAUGCAUGUUAUAUUUGGGAUUACACGUUACCUGCAAAGUACAGAUUCUAGUUCCUUUUGCGGUGGAAAAAAGUGUAAUUCCAAAAUAUAUCAUGGAACACUGUUACGAUGGUCAUUUCGUAAUAGACUUGCAAGUACUUCAUAUGUCUCUUAUCGAUCUUGGAAUGACGGCAGUAUUCUCAUAUCUGUUGAGUCUUAAUACCUCCGAACGUUAAUGUGAUAGAAUACUGAGUGUGAAUACAUCUGAGAUUGGGACAUCUUAUCUACAGACUGACAAAGUAUAUUCCGCUGUGCUGUUUGUCCAGCUACAAAGUGACGGACCCAUGUACUAUGUUUCAUUACCAUAUCCUAUUUCUCUUCACAGGACAGGAACACAAAUAUCAAUGUCUAGGAUAUAAGUUCAGUUAUAAUUUCCACAAUGUAAAUCAGUGGAUCCUGGUCUACCUCUUCUGGUCAGGGACUCACUGCUGAUGAGGUUCUCCUGCUGGUCUAUCAGUGGUGAUAUUGCACAAACGAUGGACACUGCCUGUGUAGAAUGUGGUUAUGUGCAGUUAUGAUACAUCACAUACUUACAUCAACGCUCCGACAGUUCUGUGUUUCAUGUUUCAACAUAUACGCACAGUUACUAGACGAUCGUUUAUCCAAGACUGCGUAUAUCCCGAAAUUAAGACUGCGGUAGGUAAAAAUAUUAGUCGGAAUAUCAGGUGCAUAAUUUACAGCAUAAGGCAAAUAUAUUUGUUCAGUGUAUAAUGGAAGUCAAUAUUUCUUUUAAAUGAAACCCAGGGCAGACCAAUAAUCGCUAGACAAUCCCUCCAACGAUAUAUGUUUUCAACCCGGUGAAACUAACAAGUCACACAGUACAUUCUACGAGUGGACGAUCAGUAUGGUUUCGUCGUCCCCCUCACAAGACCAGUACCCAAACUCGCUGGAAAUGAAUGGUCCGUCCCUCAAACGAUAAGUGUCUCCAAUCAAACUAGUAGGUAACACCGUUUGCAGCUUUACAGGGCAACGGUAUGGCUUCGCUGUUCUCGUCAAACGUUAUCCAGUUGAUCUUCCCAGCCUUAAGCCGCCUUGAUGACCUCACAGCUACGGUUAAACUCAGUAUUGUGCUGUCUUCGACGCAUUUAUGCAAAUGUCAUUACCAUAAUUGAAUAAAUUUUAUUUUCAUAUCA